AUGAGGUUAUGUUCAUGUUCAUUGCCCCAACCAAACCCAAAAUCAAAAACCAAGUGUAAUCAAAUGGAAGUAAAACAAGAAAUUAGCGAAGAGACGUUUAAAAUAGAAACAGAGUAUAAUGAGUUGGAUGGUGAUCUUUUUAAUGGCUUUAAAUGUGAAAUUCAGGAGGCAUCCAAUAGGCAAAGUACACAGGACAAAUAUUAUUUAGACCUAGCCCCGUAUUUAUAG
Molecule: messenger RNA, 228 nt
Organism: Diabrotica balteata
Lineage: Eukaryota; Metazoa; Arthropoda; Insecta; Coleoptera; Chrysomelidae
Source: the annotation of a GenBank genome assembly